AUGGCUACACCGGCCGCUUUACCCCCGCUGCCCUUCAAUCCGGGCCGGGUUCGAUCUUACCUCGUGCGGUUGCCGCUGUUCACCCGACUUGUUCUUCUGGUGAUACUUGCAUUCUGGUUGCUAGAGCUACAGACCAUCUGGAGCGUGGUAGAAUGGGGUGCCUUGAUCCCCAACGAAAUCAACCUUGGCACUAUGUACCGACUUAACACCUACCCCAUCAUUCAUACCGGUUUCUUCCACGCAUUUUUGAAUGCCCUGGCGUUGACGCCUCUCUUGGAACGGUUCGAGGCGGAACACGGCACACUUACCUCGAUUGCCUUGUUUGUUGGACCGCUCUCUACUUUGCCGGCUGGGUUGUACAUUUUGAUCGAAAAGGUGAUUUUGCACAGGAACACCCAGGUUGUUGGGUCGAGUGUUUGGGUCUUUCUCCUUUUGGGCUGCGAGGCGAUCCGGACCUUCAAGUCUAACCCCUACUUCAGUCUGGGCCCGUACAAGAUCCCCACUUGGACUUCGCCUCUCCUUGCCUGUGCUGUCCUUUCUAUCCUGGUUUCAAACGUCAGCUUCCUUGGCCAUCUCUGUGCCAUACUUAUUGGUUAUCUCUUCGGACUCGGUUAUCUCAAGGUUCUUGUGCCCCCCGAGAAGGUCCUUCGGUGGAUUGAGGGAAAGCUCAACCUCCUUGGAAGACUCCCGCAUUACGUGUCUGUCGACCAAAAGACCUACGGCCGGUAUGGUGUUUUGCCUUCAAGCAGCGCCGCUGGCAGUAGCGGAAACCAGGUUCCCAUGAGCUUCUUGGGGACCAACCAGCGCCUCGGCGCAUGA
This is a messenger RNA of Penicillium subrubescens, 819 nucleotides long. It is a transcript of the gene rbd2, whose product is annotated as rhomboid protease family protein RBD2. Gene Ontology annotation, molecular function: serine-type endopeptidase activity. The transcript is spliced from 6 exons. Bases 1 to 819 code for a protein of 272 amino acids. Lineage: Eukaryota; Fungi; Ascomycota; Eurotiomycetes; Eurotiales; Aspergillaceae. The record is from RefSeq and is a predicted model, not a curated record. Gene Ontology annotation, cellular component: membrane.